This is a messenger RNA of Owenia fusiformis, 1143 nucleotides long. NCBI's taxonomy places the organism in Eukaryota, Metazoa, Annelida, Polychaeta, Sabellida, Oweniidae. The record is from the annotation of a GenBank genome assembly.
AAAUAUUCAGUCCUUAUAUUUGUUUAUACUUCCGGUUUGAACUUUUCAAAAAUUGAUUUUUCUUCCUCAUCAUGGUAAAACUAAAUGAAGGACUGGUUCUUGCAAGAUCAAGAGCUGCCGAUCUAGAAAGUGUCAUAAAACUUAACUGCUGGGGUUCAGAACUGACAGAUAUUAGUAUCCUGAAAGAAACACCCAAUGUUGAAGUUGUUAGUCUCAGUGUGAACCACAUUUCCUCACUAGCGGACCUAGCAUCCUGCAAGAAUCUUCAGGAGCUUUACAUAAGAAGAAAUGACAUUAAAAACUUAGCAGAGAUAUGUUAUCUGAAAAAUCUGCCAAAAUUGCGAAUUUUAUGGUUGGCUGAUAAUCCAUGUGCAGUGGGGGAUAGGUACAGAAUGACAGUCUUGAAAACACUACCUAACUUACAGAAAUUUGAUAAUGUGUUGGUCCAACAAGAAGAAAUAAAUGAUGCUAUUGAACAAGGCCAAGAGCUGACACCACCCAAAGGAUGCUCAAGUUCCAGUUCUGCCCCUUCUAGACCCAAAACACCAAAGAAAACUGAAAAAUCAUUUAUAAAACUUGAAGAUGACACUAGUACUUUGUCAUUAGAGGAAACUAAUAAGAUCAGGGAGAAUCUCGGCCUGAAGGCCUUACCAGCUGAGAAAGUGACCCCACAGAAGACACGGCACACUGGGGGUGCUAAAGCUAGGAAUGCAAACAUACUUCAGGCUGUAUUAUCUUUGGUGAAAGAACUUGAUGCAGACAGCCUAGAAACCAUAGGGAAUGCUGUAAAAAACAGACUAGAAUCAUUCUGAUAAUCCUAAUUCUUGAGAAUUCAUAAUAAACUGUGUCAUAAGACAACACAACAAUUAAACACUAUUCAGGACAGUGUUAUCCAGUGAAGGUUGAGGAACAAUGGGCAUUUAAAUCCUCUCAAGAGUGUUGUUUUAUAUGAGCUUGAUUUGGAUUGAAGUGUAAGCCUUUUAUUGAGUGCUUGACAAAGAGUUUUGGGCAUAAGCAGUUUGAUUGGACUGAAUAUUAAUUGAGGUUGUAUUUUAGAUAAAAGGCUUCAUUUCUCCAAUUCAACAAUAAAUUGAUUGAUUAUCCAUACAGCUAAACAAAUGGUGCUUUGGGUUUGAGCAUUAA